AUGUCGAGUCGUACUCUACGGUCAAAUCGGGCAGGCAAACCGAGCCAUGGUGUUGGUGUGAAAGAUAGUGUGAAUUGUUGUGUUCAAGUGGUGGUCACGGAAGAUCCGGAGGAGUCUCACCCCGGGCGGACAUGCCAAGUGUGCCGAGGAGUUGACACGGAGGAAAUGGUGCAAUGCGACGACUGUCUGAAAUGGCAUCACUUCCAGUGUGUGGGAGUAACACAGCAGAUCGAGAAUUAUCCAUGGAGUUGUGCCAAAUGCGGAAAAGCGAAAGGUGUCCGGGAACCAAAUUCGACUGCUCAUCGAGGAAGCGGUAAUCCAUCAAUGCAGGUGGCUGAGGCAGAAUUGAAUCCGUUGUCUGCACUAUCACACCAGCAGUUCCCAACACAGCCGCAGACGAUCGCGGCAGCGCUGAAUUCGACAACGAAUCAGCCUAUUCAACCGAACGAUGAGAAUCAAACCCCGUUCGUGACUUCCUUGCGAUGGGUAGUUAAUACGAGCAGACAACCAUCUAGAAAUGCUUCAGUUUCAUCGGGGCGUUCCUCGCAGGCGCUCGCUAAGCUCAAACUGCAAAAAUUGGAGGAGCUGAGGAGUAUUGAGCGGCGUGAGGCAGAGCAGCAACGAGCAAUUAUAGCGGAUGAAGCGAAGAAAGAAAAGGCGUUUCUUGAGCAGAAGUACCAGUUACUGGAGCAAGCUAUGUCUGAAAGUGGUUCUUCUAUGGACGAUGCAGUUAGCAGAACAGAACAUUGGGUGGCGAGUACGAGCGGUCAUCGCAGUCAGUCAAGACAGCUAGGCACGGUGAACCAAUUUGAUUUAACUGAGCGGUUGAGUAAAGUACAGCUUGCCCGCCCGAAUAGUAUACGCAACGGCAGUAGCCGCUCAUCAUUACCUGAGCCAAAUCCACCGGAUCCAUUUCCAUUACCGGAAUCCUUGCGAACUUGUUCUGUAGAACCGCCUGCUUCAGACGGAAGAAUGCAGCAGUUGGAAUCUCAACCAAUUAGCUCCCACGAGGUCCCACGUCGAGUGUCGAUAGCGCAUAUUUCUCAUUCUGGAGCACGCGGUGUAUUACUGCCCGGUCAAUCACUGGAUGCACCACGUGUGUUACAAACAGCACAACGAGAUCAACCUCGAGAUUAUGUAUCGCAUUGCCCAGAACCAGAUGCGACUCGUCAGUUUCCUCGAAAUGUACCGACUCCGGGGUAUCAACAGUUCGUUCCACAUCCGAACCAAUCGCAAGUUUAUCUAUCGAACCCUCCUCUUUCAUCUACCAUGCGGGCUUCUCAUGUCUACGAUCAAGAAGAGGAUCCGUGUCCAAUUUCCCCACAACAGCAUUGUGCGGGUUUACCAGCGAGGAGAACAUCGUCCGCCUACAACGAAGCUUGA
Aedes albopictus (Asian tiger mosquito) is the source of this 1383-nucleotide messenger RNA. RefSeq lists its product as uncharacterized. Bases 1 to 1383 code for a protein of 460 amino acids. The record is from RefSeq and is a predicted model, not a curated record. NCBI's taxonomy places the organism in Eukaryota, Metazoa, Arthropoda, Insecta, Diptera, Culicidae. The transcript has 2 exons.